AAUCACAUUAGGUUUUCGGUCCAACUCAAAUUAUUCAGGCUUUAAAUUUUAAAACUCUAGUGCAAUUGAUGGUGUUUUGGAAUUUUCCGAAAGAAACUUGGCAAACCAACAACCUAUUUUCUGGAACAUACAAGAUUGUCCCUUUGGUUUGAUUUAAAUACCUCGUACGUUCCUUCGCUUCAGACAGCAACAAACAAACAAGAAAAUCAACAUUUGCUGCUAUCCAUUCACAAAAAACAGAGAGUUCAAAACACCUAACCAAGUCAAGAAGAGAAGAUGUCACUGAUUCCAAGUUUCUUCGGUGGUCGAAGGAGCAAUGUUUUCGACCCUUUCGCGCUCGACGUAUGGGGCCCCUUCAAGGAUUUGUCUUUCCCUUCUUCGCUUUCUGCUGAAAAUUCUGCGUUCGUGAACACCCGAUUGGAUUGGAAGGAGACCCCAGAAGCCCACGUGUUCAAGGUUGAUAUUCCGGGGCUGAAGAAGGAACAAGUGAAGGUGGAGAUUGAAGAUGACAAGGUUCUUCGGAUAAGCGGAGAGAGGAGCGUGGAGCGCAGUAGUGCUAAGUUCUUGAGGAAGUUCAGAUUGCCAGAAAACACUAAAUUUGAUCAAGUUAAGGCUUCUAUGGAAAAUGGGGUUCUCACUGUCACUCUUCCAAAGGAAGAGGUCAAGAAGCCUGAUGUUAAGGCUGUGCAAAUUUCUGGUUGAAGUCCAAUAUAUAGAAAAUAUUGUUUUUUGCUGGGUUGUGAGAAGUAUCUUGUGUUAUUUGCUGUGAAUUAUAAGGAAGAUCUUACAAUGUAAAAUAUUUUAGCUGUUGAAAUAAGCGUUGUGAGAGUUACAUUCAUGUGUGUUGAAGUGUCUUAAUUAAAUGUGAUGUAGACACAAAAAAAUUAUAAAUAAUGUAAUGUGAAUUAUAAUUGGUUACUGCAUC
Glycine soja is the source of this 925-nucleotide messenger RNA. RefSeq names its product 17.5 kDa class I heat shock protein-like. Lineage: Eukaryota; Viridiplantae; Streptophyta; Magnoliopsida; Fabales; Fabaceae. Gene Ontology annotation, biological process: protein folding; response to hydrogen peroxide; protein complex oligomerization. The record is from RefSeq and is a predicted model, not a curated record. The coding region runs from base 277 to 702 and encodes 141 amino acids. The transcript has a single exon.